Messenger RNA from Neoarthrinium moseri, 651 nucleotides. RefSeq lists its product as uncharacterized. Bases 1 to 651 code for a protein of 216 amino acids. The record is from RefSeq and is a predicted model, not a curated record. The transcript is spliced from 3 exons. Lineage: Eukaryota; Fungi; Ascomycota; Sordariomycetes; Amphisphaeriales; Apiosporaceae.
AUGCGUGCCUUCGCUGCAAUCCUCGCCCCUGUAUUGGCCGCCGCCACUCCUCUGGGAAUUUCUGGACAGAACGGCGAUACGCCCUCCCCCAACGAGAUUCAGAUCACCAGUGCCUCCUCCUCUGGAAACGGCUGCCCUCAGGGAACUGUCACUACGGAUAUUUCGCCUGACCGAACUGUCCUCACUUUUGGUUUCGACGGCUUCCAAACCUACAUUGGGCCUGGUUUUACUGCGGCAGAUAAGACUAAGAACUGCCAGCUGCACCUGAACCUGAAAUACCCCGGUGGCUUCCAGUUCGCUGUGGUUGAGUCGACCUACCACGGAUUUGCUCAGCUCGACAAGGGUGUCACUGGCACAUUCUACUCCACCUAUUUCUUCUCUCAGGACGCCGCAGCUACUACUACCACGCAGACCUCUCUCUCUGGGGGCGGUACUUGGGCCAACGGCCAAGUCUACACGAAGCAAGACCAGAUCCCCACUGCUUCCGUCAUCUGGUCCCCUUGCGGCCAAAGCGGUAUCUUGAACAUCAAUAACCGUAUCUCGCUCACCAGCAGCAACUCCAGCGCCUCUGGCCAGAUCUCCGACGACGAUGCUACCGUCGCCUUCACCCAGCAGCUCCACGUCUCUUGGCAGCCAUGCAAGAAGAUCUAA